Molecule: messenger RNA, 540 nt
Organism: Macrosiphum euphorbiae (potato aphid)
Lineage: Eukaryota; Metazoa; Arthropoda; Insecta; Hemiptera; Aphididae
Source: the annotation of a GenBank genome assembly
AUGGCAUAUGAUACAACAAGGGAGAAUGAGAUAAUAUUUAACGAAAAGACAAUACUAGGAGAACCCUUAGUACAAGGUAUAACGGUUAAUCAGGACGUCGCUAUAAGGGUGCCGGAUAAUUAUAAACACACUUGUAAAUUAGGAUCCAUUCGUAUAAAUUGCACAGGUACAAUUGACAGUGAAAAACUAGAUCAACAAGAUGGAACUUAUCUGUCAGUAUACGUAGGCAAACAAUGUACAGUUGAUUUAUCAAGAGAAGGAGGAGAAGUAGACGAAGAAAUAUCCGUAAUGCAAUUCAGACUGAGAGGGGAACGGAUAAUAAUUAAACAGUUCCUUAUAAAACCCACCAUUAAGCAAAAUUAUCAAUUCAACAACAAUUCAAUCAAUAUGGAAACUCUAGAAAAAGAAACUAGGAAACGAUCAGUAACCGACAAGUUAGAAACAACCACCCAGUUAAACAAUACUGAACAUAGAUUAACAAACUCUCCAGAACAAAUAAAAUCAAAUGCAAUUACCACUACGCCUACCAUAGCCACCUAA